AGAGCCCAGUCAAAAAGAGCGAAACAAGAGUCUCCCUGGGAACAAAAUCAGCCUUGAAAACACAAAUACUACUCACCCAAUAGAGAUCUAUUUAUCAGAUCUUGCUUCGAUCUCUCUCCCUUCUCUCGGUUUCUGCAUUGCAAUGGCAUCUUAGAGAGUUUCACAGAGAUGGGGAUGACUAGCAAAUGGAUCAGAAGCUUCUUGACCAGCGGGAAGAAAGACAAACAGAAAGAAAAGGGGAAGAACAGUAACAGUCAGCCCACCUCCAUUCCAACUGAGAAUCCAACAACACCCAUUAUAAUUCCACCGGCUAAUUUCAAGGAGAAACGAAGAUGGAGUUUCAGGAGAUCGUCAGCCACAGGUACAACCACCAAGGAUUUGAAUUCCAUGGACACGGUUUCCACCAGUGCAUCUCCUGUGCAAACCGAUGCACUGAUGGAAGCUGACAAUAAGCAGAAGAAGCAUGCCAUGGCUGUGGCAGCAGCACAGGCUGAUGCAACCGUGAUCCACCUAACCAAAGCCACUGCCCUGCCCAGAUCCAUUGAGGUUGAAGAGGCCGCUGUCAUCAAGAUUCAAGCGGCCUUCCGUUGUCACCUGGCAAAGAGAGCAUUAUGCGCAUUGAAAGGAUUAGUUAAGUUGCAGGCGCUGGUGAGGGGUCAACUGGUGAGGAAACAGGCCACUGCUAUCCUCCAGUGCAUGCAGGCAUUGGUUACUGUUCAAGAAAGAGCUCAGGCCCAGCGAUUCCGAGUGGCCGGGGAAGCACAACCCAUUAACCAGAGGCAAUCAAUUCACAGAAAGUCUUCACAAGACAUCCGGCUUACACAAGCAUGUGGGGAGAUAGAUACAGACCUGGAAGAGAAUAUUAAGAUGGUAGAGAUAGAUCUUGGACAGCCAAGGGAAAGUUCAAACAGCAGGAAAAGCUACUCAAACCACCCACAAGCACGAGUAGAUCCAAGAUUCUCUGCAUAUUAUCCAAGUAAUAGUGCGAACUCUAAGGAGGAUCAUCUCCAUAUUUCAUCUGCUCCAUCAGCAUUGACUGAGAUGAGCUCAAGAGCCUGCAGUGGCCAUUUUGAGGAGUAUUCCUUCACUACUGCCCAGGGUAGUCCACAGUACUACUCAGCCAUGUCCAAGCUGGACCCAACAAGAACUCCUAUUGUUGCUUUUCCCCGAAAUGAGUAUGCAGACUCCACAUCCAUUGAUUACCCAUUCUAUCCACAUUACAUGGGCAACACACAAUCAUCCAGGGCCAAAGUGCGUUCACACAGCACACCGAAGCAACGAUCUGAAUCAUUUGAGAGACAAACUAGCAGUCGGAGGUCAACAGUGGAAGGAAGUAAUAUUCCUCGAGGAGUGCGAAUGCAGUGUUCAUCUUCACAUGUGGGAUCCUACCAAUAUCCAUUGUCAAUCAAGCUUGAUAGAUCCAGUGUGUCACUCCAGGAUAGUGAGUGUGGUUCGACCAGUACAGUGCUGACAAAUACCAGUUACUGCAGAUCUCUCGCUGCAUUUGAGGUCGGUCUCUUAUGUUCUAAUCCGUAUAUAAACAACUUGACUAUGAUUAAGAAGGUGGCCACUUACCUUCCUGAAAUGCAAUUUUAAGAUACAAUAUGGGUUGCAGUUAACUGCUGCAUUGCCUUUCAGCUAUUGGCUGCUUUCAGCAAACUCUAAUUUUCAGUUAUUUCCUGUCUUUUCUGAGUGCAGCACCAAGGGAGCAUGUUCUGACAGUUUUUCUUCUAUUUCACUCCAAAGUAUGAUUCUGUUAUUUCUCUGCUUUCGUGACUCCAGCCUGAAGGAAAUAGAUACCGACGGCUCAUCUCUCACCACCUCAAUGACAAGAAUCUGCGACCCAUGAAAGUAGAGAAACAGUGUAGACACAGACGGUGAUGCAAACUUCACCAAUAGACUUCAGAUUACGAAGUAUUUGAAGCAGAAUCUGCUCAAAAUACUGAUUCUAUUCAAUUCAUGGUUUCAAGUGUCUCUACAGGAGAAUCUUGACUUCAAGAACCCCUUAUAAAGUCCUGAUUGUGCUAUAGGUGUUUGGACAAUUUUUUGGUUGCUCAGCUUUACAGAUUUUCAGGGUAGAGAAGGUUAAGGCAGCUGACAACCGAACACAUUAAGCAUGUAUGGGUGGUACUUGUUAAAGAUACAAAUCUAAAAUGAUUUGUAUCUUGCCAAAAUAAACAUACUGAAGAAUAUGACUUUUGGAGAAUUAUACCUCCACAGUGAUGUUAUACCAGAGAUUAGGUCUGUACCUAUAGCAAUGAAAGGACCUCUCUAUGUAUUGGACUGCAGACCCUUGACACCA
Molecule: messenger RNA, 2302 nt
Organism: Telopea speciosissima
Lineage: Eukaryota; Viridiplantae; Streptophyta; Magnoliopsida; Proteales; Proteaceae
Product: protein IQ-DOMAIN 19-like
Exons: 3
Coding region: 169-1596 (475 amino acids)
Molecular function (GO): protein binding
Source: RefSeq, a predicted model, not a curated record